Messenger RNA from Drosophila miranda, 1690 nucleotides. RefSeq lists its product as uncharacterized. Gene Ontology annotation, molecular function: calmodulin binding. Lineage: Eukaryota; Metazoa; Arthropoda; Insecta; Diptera; Drosophilidae. Bases 144 to 863 code for a protein of 239 amino acids. The record is from RefSeq and is a predicted model, not a curated record. The transcript is spliced from 3 exons.
UGUGUGUGUGUGUGCGAGUGAGUGUGAGUCUGAGUGCGCGCUUGUGUGAGCGAUUUAUUAAACAAAAGGCAUUUGGUAACCUAGGCCAACUGGAAUUAUAGAGACCCCACCAAUACAAGUGACUUAAAAUCAAAUCAAAUAUAAUGGGCUGCAACACCAGUCAGGAACUGAAGACGAAGGAUGGCGCCGCCAUCGACGCGGUCAGCAACGGGGAGCCGGAGCCGAGUGCCCCGCAAAUGGAGAACGAAGGUCUCCAGUCCUCCGCAAAGUCCUCAAACAAACAUACAAAUCACGCCAAAUCAAAUUCAAUUACCUCCAAUGGCGAUGCCAAGGCGCCGAACGUCGGCGCCGGUGGAGGAGGCGCCUCAUCCGAAGCAACAAAUUGCAUUGAACGUCCCUUCGAUAAGGCGGCAAUCACGGAACUCGACGACGACGAGGACGAAGCAAAAGCGGCAACAAAAAUUCAAGCCGUCUUUCGAGGCCACAAAGUGAGAGAAACCAUGAAAAAAUCGGAAACCAAAACUGUGACCAACAAUGGGGCCGCCGCAACUGCUGCAGGAGUCGAGGAGGCAGCCGGCUCCUCGGCAGAACAGACCAAGGCAGUGCUCGAGGCUGAGUUUGAUCCGAACGACAAAGAGCUCUGCCAUGCAGCACUGAAGAUUCAGUCCACAUUCCGUGGCCAUUUGGCACGCAAGCUGGUCAACAAGGACGCGCCCGAGGACGAGGACAUCCAGGAGAUAACCAAGAAGGUGGCCGAGGAAUUGGACAUAGAUCUGACCGAUCCGGAGUUGAACAAGGCCGCCACCAAGAUCCAGGCCUCGUUCCGCGGCCACAAGACACGCAGGGACACCCAGCCCGAAUAAGGGAAAAUUGUAAAUGUGCAAAAGGCCGAUCGAGACGAGGGCACACAGUUGUAAUCUUUUAAGUGAAUGUACGUUUAACUUAAUGGAAAACCAAAGAAAAUCUCAUAAUAACUAUACAAUACAUAUUAGCUACCAUAAGGAUGAUUUUGCUUAGCUUUAAAGAGCUGAAGGGAGCAUUGUUUGAUUUUCGGGCGUUUCUUGCUAUUUGAAAGUUUCUCAAUUAAUCGGAAAAACUGAGUUAAUUAAUAUUUAAUUAAAUUUAAUUUCGGUUUUCGAACUUAGGAUCUACCAAAGCAAUCCCAAAACAGUAACUAAACCUUAACUAAAGCUAACUAAAAACGUUAAAAGAAAACAAGUUGAAUUUGCAAAGUAAUACUAAAUGUUACAAUAACAAAAAUGGUAAUUAAAGGCACGAUGUUCCAUAAACAUUUAUUGUAGACAAAUCGACAAAUGCAAGGAAAAUGCUGAACACAUUUUUGGGAAAACAUUUUUCCGUUUUGUCUGGCCAAAGCCAAAAGUCAAAGAAUUGUAAUUGUACCUACAUGAAGAUAUAUAAAAACAUAAACACGAAGAACAUGAAUUAUAACCGAUGAAACUCGAUGUUGGUGUUUCACACUAGGGGUAUCCGAGCAACAGGAAGCAGCUACGAAACGUCAACACACAACAAUUUUUCAGCCUCUGGUCUCUCUAUAUAUAUAAAUACGAGUAUGUAUGGAAACUGAUGGAUGGAUAAACCAAAGCAAAUCGAAAGGCGAUAACUAAUCUGGUGGCACAAUUUUCGUUUUUCUACCAAGGGUAUUACCAAUUUGUCUACUUAACAAGAGAAA